Paramacrobiotus metropolitanus is the source of this 1225-nucleotide messenger RNA. RefSeq lists its product as uncharacterized. The transcript has 5 exons. Bases 214 to 897 code for a protein of 227 amino acids. NCBI's taxonomy places the organism in Eukaryota, Metazoa, Tardigrada, Eutardigrada, Parachela, Macrobiotidae. The record is from RefSeq and is a predicted model, not a curated record.
CUACGCGUAUUAUUCAUUUAUAUUCAUUCUGUAAAUUUCUUUCAGCAAAAUUAAUUUAGCUAUUUUUAUGUUUUAAACUUCUAUGAUUUUCGUAGUUUGUGGUCUGUUGCAUUGUUCUUUCAUAGGUGCCUCUUCAGAACCAUUUACAACUUGCUCGUGAAGUAAGGGAAGCUAAAAUCUUUGUUGUGCGGAGAUUCUUGUGGAACGGCCAAAAUGCCACCGAAAAAAGCUGCGUCCACUGCGAACAAAUCUCGGACUGGAAACAAAACUGGCUCUCGCAUCGUCAGCAAGAUCGCGGAUAAACCCGAACUCUCAGAGAAGAACAAGAUGCUGCUGGAUCGUUUGGUGCAAUUCCAGGAAACUUUAAAGGGACAAAUGGACAAAAAUCAAGCAGAGCACGAAGAGAGAAUGAAAAAGUUAGAUGAAGAAGAGGAAGCUGCUUUUCAGAAUGCCUGCCGAAAAUACACCGAAGAGCAGCUGAAUAUGACUUGCCCGGAAUUCGAGCGGUUUCUGGAACAACAAGAAGCUGUUGCAGUUGUUGAAUCCAAAAACGAAGCGAACGUUCCUCCGCAGAACAUCGAAGGCCCGCAGCAUCCUGAGCAUAAUGUGUACGACAUUGAAAAUGAAUUUUCAGCCCCGGAAGUCGUCAAAGUUCGCCUCAACUUUGGCAAAAAGAGCAAACAGAAGAAAGCAUCAGAAGCUCGCAAAUCCAAAGCCAAACCCCGGCGCCCGUCCUUUGCGAAUCAAUUUGUCACUCCGACGACUUCGGCUAGUGCCUUGCGCCGUUUUGUGCCCAAAUUUAUGAAGAGCGGCAUUAAGGAAAGUCAGCCCCGAGCGGCACGACCCGGCGAGAUUGUCCUUUCGGAGAAUGGCAGUCCAGUUUUGUUCCGGAUAUGACAUCAAAAUUGGCUGUAAGGAACAUUGAAGAAACAUUUUAAAAGGCUUUUUGUGUCGAAUCUCGGUCCUGAGUCAGUGAGUGUACACGAUAAAAGACACCAGCGUUUCAUAUGAUUACUUUAAUGAGUUUUAUGGAUCUUAAACUUGUAUUUGCGAAGCAGUUUGACAGGAGAAUCUGUAUAAACUAAUUUGCUUCUUUUCGUGCAAGAUGUUUCAAAAUGGUUUAGCAGUAAAACUUGCAAUGAUUGUUUUCGUUUUUGGGGCAGAUGAUAGUGGAAGUGCCUGUACAUUUUUUUGCGAAUUUCGAAAAAUGAAUCGUGUGAAUUCU